CGUCAUGUUUUUGCACUCAGCUGUCUACGAUGCACUGGCAACACUCACUCAGACGCUAAACAAAAAAAAAAUAAACCAGAAAAAAGGCAAAAUGGAAACAGCGGGACCUAAUGCAGAAAUUGAACUGCUUGAACGCGUUUUAUUGCGUCUGGGCAAUGCGGAUAGCGAUGAGAAGCUCGAAUCGACAGUGGGUAAAUUCCUGACACCCGUCAUCAUCAAAAUCAAUUCUCCGCACAAUGUUGUGCGCUCUAAGGUGGUCGAGGUACUGACACAUAUAAAGCGUCGCCUCACAUCACGUGGCCAGGUGCAGAUACCAGUGGAAGCACUCCUCGAUCAAUAUGCAGGAGCAGAGAACACCACAUUCCUUAAGAACUUUGCCAUCAUUUUCAUUAGCAUGGGUUUUCCUCGCCUGCCGCUGGAGGAACAGACAAAGCUAGCUGCCAAGGUGGUCGGCUGCGAAAGCAAGCUGGAGAACUAUCAGGAUAAGCUAUUUACGCUGUUGCUGCCUAUAUUGAGUGAAAUGAAGAUACCCGAUGAUCCGGCACAGCGUGGCGAUUUGUUUAAAUUGCAAGAGCAGCCGGCAAUUACUGCCAGUUUUUUAACCUUGCUGCAGGAUGUGCUGUUGCUCCCCUAUGGCAUCACACAAGAUCAGGAUGUGCCACCAGGACUUAGUCCUUAUAGCUUUAAGCGUGUCAUUGCAAACAAUUGGCGUGCCGAGGAGCUGGAGAAGAUCAAGAAGGGCAUCGUACGCUUUCUGUGCGGAGGAGUUUUCACUGAUAAUGAGGUUUUUGUGCUUCUCGUGGUUGCUUCAGCUGAUACGCGCUUCAGUGUGGCCACGCCAGCCAUUGCCGAGCUAAGUAAAUUGUGCACUAUGUUGGAUUUUAGUAGCCCAGCUGUGACAUCCUCUCUAUACACGCUAUUCAUUGGCAAUCAGCAUCAGUUGACGGAGAGGCAGACGCGUCCCUGUUGCGCUCGAGUGCGUCAAAAGCUGUUGCAGUAUCUGAUCAAGUGUCGAGGCAAAGGCAUCUACGUGGGCAAGGGUUUACAAGUGAUCUUCGAUGGGCUCUUUGGCAACAAUACCAAUCAGAAGUGUAAAGUCCUUGCACUGCAAUUCGUGGAAUUGGUGCUAAGAGAGGGUCCACGUGAAGUCGUCUCCAAGGUAUCUAAAGUUCUGCUAACUGGCAUCACAAAAGUAAUUGGACGCGACUCUGUAGAGCCAAAUGAUGUACAAAAUGCAGCCUAUUCCGCUUUAGCACAACACGCGCGCAGCUUUCCGCAGGAUGUUAGCCAGGAUUUGAAGCUAGUGCUUGGCUACUUUAAUAAUCUAGCAACGUGCGCACCCGAUUUGCAUAGUUCAAUACGCGAGGCUUUGGUGUCCAUGGCGCCAGCAUUUGCCUGGCAAACGAAGACCAAAUCAGAUGCCAUGGAUGUGGACAAGCAAGGCGAUCCAGGAGAGGUGCAGUUAGAUGGACAACAGCAUCUGCUACUGGCCAUGCUGCUGGACAAUGCCGAGUCCAAGAUACAAAUUGUGCAGAAUGUGACAAGUGUCUUCCUCACCAGCUGCUAUCCAGAGUUCUAUGCACCAGCACGUUAUUUGUUGCUGCUCAUUGCAGGAGAACGUAACUCCUUGCGAGAGAAUGUGACUACCUAUUUGUAUGGAACGUCGAAGAAGGAUCAUGUUAACUAUAGCAUGCUGUCUUCCAUUGAGCAUACAGGGAAACAUACUAGCGAAUCGAUUAGCGAUUUUAAUCAUUUAUCACUCGAACAGCGACGCGUCUUGCUUCCCAGCUUUAAUAUUAUGAUGUCCCAUGUCCAUGACAUGGCCAACAAGCGACUGAAGAAGAGCAGCGCCUGCGUUGUUUUUGGAAGGACUAAGCUACCCUAUAGCCUGGAAGUCUACGAGGAGAUACUCGACUAUCUGCGUCUCUGUUUGUGGUAUUCGGCGGGCAUUGUCGCCGCACCGGGCGACGAGAAACAUACUCCAGAGCUGCGCAAAUAUAUAAUCACCAACUACGAUAACGUGGAGUCAAAUGCCCUGCAACAAUAUUUACUCUUUGUGCAGCGCGGAGUGGAGGCUAAGCGAACUGAUUCCACUCUAUUAUGUCUCUAUGAUCUGUUGAAUGCUGCACCCGAGGUAUUUGCACCGAAGCAAUUGCAUCUGCUCGAGCCGCUGGGCAAUUCGCUAAAAGAUGUUUCCGAAACAAUGCGUCUUAAUGUUGCCCAGGUCUACGGCAUACUCUGGGCUUACGGGCUACCGAGUGAUAAAUUUGAUCAGGAGGUGGGCGAUUGUCUAAACAGCUUAACGCAAAAGACACUUGAGCAUAAGCAUGGCUGGCUUUUAGUCUUGGGUCAUAGUUUCAAUCGCAAAAUUGAGCAAUUGCGGGAGCAAAAGUCGAGCAAGGACUAUACCAAUUGGAUUCAGUUCGUAAAUGCUGUGAAGAUUAUUGCUAAAAUGCUAACCGAAUCGCAGUGGCUGCUCAUCUCAGCAGCUGUCAAAUGCACCUCAAUGAUUGGCAAAAUGGUUGAGAUACCUAACGUGCCAGUGGAAAUUCAAUGCAGCACCAGCAACAACGAUGACGAUGAAGAUGCAGAGAUGACCGACACAGAGAACAUUCAGAUAUCCACGAAAAUGAUAAUAUUCAGCGUUAUCUUUCAGCUGCUGCGCAGCACCUCCGUUAGACAGAAGAUACGCGAAGAGGCAGCCAAAUGCUUGGGCUAUUUGGCUAUUGGAGAUGGCGCACACUUUACAAAACGCAAUCUGGACAAGUUCCUAACGCUGGCCAAGGUUCAAAAGGAUGCGGCAUUAAAUAUUGCCAUCUCGGAAGCAAUUGUCAGCACAUUGUGUGGCUACGAUGUGAACAGGGGUCCACCAACGGCGGAUUUUGUGAAUGUCCAUUGCAACGAUGCAGAUUUCGAGCAAUUCUUGAUCGCCUUAAUACGCUUGGUUAGCGAACCUAAUCCACAAUCGCGACAGGCCAUAUCAGUUUGGCUGCUCGCUGUGGUCAAGCAUUGCAGCAAUCGACCCGCUGUGCUGAACAAAAAGCAACUGCUGCAGUUUGCUUUUACGGAACUGCUGUCGGAUGAUAGCGAAUUCGUUCAAGAUGUAGCUUCCCGUGGCUUGGGGUUGGUUUACACUCUCUCCGAUUCGAACAGUCAAACGGAUCUGGCUAAUUCUUUGCUGGAUCAGUUGAUUGGUGGUAAGAGGCAGGUGAAUCAGGUCACUGGCGAUACAGAACUCUUUGCCGAGGGCAUGCUAGGCAAGACGCCAACGGGUGGCAAUAUCACCACCUAUAAGGAACUCUGUUCGCUUGCCUCCGAUCUCAAUCAGCCAGACAUGAUUUAUCAGUUUAUGCAGCUGGCCAAUCAUAAUGCUACCUGGACCAGCAAGCUGGGCGCAGCAUUUGGCUUGAAGACGCUCUCCGCGGAGUCGCGACAGAAGAUGCAACCCUAUUUGGGCAAGAUAAUACCACGUCUAUAUCGUUAUAAAUACGAUCCGACACCCAAAAUCCAAAACUCCAUGAUAUCUAUAUGGGAUACCAUUGUCAACGACUCCAAGGAAGUAACCGAGCAAUAUUAUUGGGAGAUCUUGCGCGAACUCCUCGACAAUCUGACCUGCACGGAAUGGCGUGUCCGCAUUGCAUGCUGCUUGGCUGUGCGGGAUUUGCUUAAGCGUUCCAAUGGCUUGCGUUUGCGUUCCGAAGAGAAACUAUCGUCAUCUUCUGCGGCUGCCUCAGGCACGCCUCGUCGCGUAACGCCCGACACGAUGGAUGUGGAUGAGCUGCCUGAACCGGAGCUGCGUGAGCUUUGGUAUCAACUAUUCCGCGUCAUGGAUGACAUACACGAGGGCACACGCAUGACUGCCCAAGGCACAGCCUCAUUUCUGGGCAAGCUAUGCGUCCUAGCUGCCUCCGCAGAGCAUGGAAAAACUGGCACUGCGGUCGCCACUUCCAUUCUUCCCUAUCUACUAGAGACUGGCGUUGGUCACAAAGUUGCUGACAUACGCAAGGUCAGCAUUAAGACUAUAUCGGAAAUGAUUGACUCGUCGGGCGCUAUGAUUGCACCACAUCUUGCCACUCUUAUACCCUGUAUGCUGCGCGCUACAGGCGAGCUGGAAAACACCAAGCUCUCGUAUGUAUCCACACGUUUGGGCGGCGACAAUGAGGCACAGGAAGCUGUUGACAGCCUGCGCGCUGAGGCAGCUAAGUCCCAUCAUACCAUGGAGACGAUCAGCAAGUGUGUGCGAUUCAUUGAUUACCCCGUGCUAGAGCGCAUGACACCGGAGCUCCUGGAGCUGAUGAAAAGCAGCGUUAAUCUGGGCACCAAAAUUGGUUGCGCACACUUCGUUUGUCUGGUCAGCAUACGUCUGGGCAAAGAGAUGACGCCGCUAGUGGGCAAAUAUUUGAGCGCCUGUCUUGGCGGCAUCAAGGAUCGCAAUGCCACAGUGCGCAAAUACAAUGCAAGCGCCAUUGGACAUCUGAUGGGAUUGGCCAAGGAACAAUCAAUUAAGAAUCUUUUUACCAAACUGGACAAGCUGUAUAUGGAGCAGCCGAAUAAUCGCUCCAUUGCAUUGACCAUACAAUCGAUUAAUAAGCGAAACCAUGAACUGCUCAAGGACUACAUGGACUGCAUGCUCCCGUUAAUCUUCUUUGCCAUGCACGAGGAGCAGAACGAAGAGAACAAGGCGAACAUUGAGCUUUGGAAGGAUUUGUGGAUUGACAUUAGUCCUGGUGAUGCGGGCAUUCGAGUCAAUCUGCCUGUCAUCCUACCCAAGCUUGAGUCCUCGCUCACCGAUGCCAGUUGGUCGCGCAAAGCGCAGGCAGCCAAUGUCAUCCAGAAUAUUGCAGUCCGUCUCGGCAGCUCCCUCGAGACUGAGGAUCGUGUGCGACUCAUCAAGCUGCUGCUCAGCGGAGUUCAGGGACGCACUUUCGAGGGCAAGGAGCGUCUAUUGCAGGCAUUGGCUGCACUAUGCAAGCAACUUGAUCGCCAGCACGAGAUCUGUCCGAAAAUUAUUGAUGCAGCAAUGCGUGAGGCACGCAAACAAGAGCCUGUCUAUCGUACUAUGGCAUUGGCUGCUCUCGGGGAAAUAUUGGAUGUGCUGGAGGCGGAUCGCUUUGAGGAGGUAUACAACAUGAUCUGGUAUUUGCUGGAGAAGAAGGAGCUGCGCGCUGUUGACUCAGAUGAUGAUGAUGAAGCUGGCUGUAGUAGCCUAGUUCGCAAGGACUUAACAGCCGAUGAGCGCAACAAACGCGCUCAAACGCUUAACAAAUUGAAGGAGGCUGUUUGGGAGACCCUUGGCAAAUCGUGGCCCAAGCAUGCAAUCGAGACUCAGCACAGAUAUCAACUCUUUUUCGCCGAGAAUUGUACGAGCAUUUUGAGUGAGAGCACACGACCUGUACAGGUGAGCCUGCUGGCUGCGCUAACCAAGUACGUGGAGCGCUUACACAUCUUCGACGAGACAGCCAAUCUACCCGACAUACCGCUCGAGCGUAAUAAUUUGGAAAAGAAACCGAAGACGGAGGCGCCACCAUUGCAUACCCGCGAGGCCAUCGUGCAGAAGAUCUGCAGUGAUGUCCUAGCAGCUGUCACUCUCGCCGCUGGCGUACCCCAUACAGGACUCAAAAAAGAGGCACUCAAUAUUGUCCUGAUGCUGAUCAAGCGUCUCAGCUUGACCAGGGAUCAGGCUACGUUGGCGCUGCUCAAGCAAAAUUUCGAAACAAAUCUGAGCAAGUUUCAGCGGGACUCAGCGCCCGAGGUACGCUGUCGCAUCAAGGACAUAGAGGAGAAGCUGGGACGACUGGAACAGCAUUCUACCUGAAUAUAAAAUGGCAUCAGUAACCCCAUGGAAAAUACGAUUAUAUAUAGGCACUUAAACAUCCAAGCUAAGAGCGGUAUUUGGAAAGAAUAAAAACAAAUUGAGCUAUAUUUAUGUAAUGAAAAAUCUAUAAUAAUAACUUAUAUUUUGCAU
This is a messenger RNA of Drosophila hydei, 5965 nucleotides long. Its product is annotated as proteasome-associated protein ECM29 homolog. Gene Ontology annotation, biological process: proteasome assembly. Gene Ontology annotation, molecular function: molecular adaptor activity. Gene Ontology annotation, cellular component: nucleus; cytoplasm. Lineage: Eukaryota; Metazoa; Arthropoda; Insecta; Diptera; Drosophilidae. The record is from RefSeq and is a predicted model, not a curated record. Bases 5 to 5815 code for a protein of 1936 amino acids. The transcript is spliced from 10 exons.